ACCCUUGUCUUGUAUCUGCCCUGUGUACUGGUUAUGUGUAUGUAGGCUACAAGAAGCACCUGUUAGUCAGUUUCAAUCCUGGGAUCUGUUGACAGAAAAGAGAAACAAACACAGUCAAGACUAGAUUCUGGUGGUGGGCUGCACAAGAAGGCUGGCCAUGAUUGGAAGGGGCAUCCUGGGUUGUUUCAUCUUGUGUCUGUCUCUGACCUCAGUAUGCGCUGUCAGAGGAACCCUUAGUUCAAUAAAGGACCUCAAGGGAAUAGAGUUUGGUCACACCUUUCCUCGACACGGCCUCAUGCUGCUCCACUGGCUAGCCAACAACAUUCGCAUUGACAACAACGGCAACAUGAGACUCAAUUUCAACCCAACCAGGGGAGACUAUGGCUUUCAUUUCUAUGGAAACAGACCAGCUUCAUUACCUUUUCUGCUUCCUGAAAGCGGAAGUUACUACUCACUAGGGAAUAUGAACAGUAAUGGCUUAAGGGCACUUCCUGAUUAUGUAGCUCAAAUAUUCUACAGCUCAAGUGGACCUGAGAACAACAGGGACAGGGUCAUACUCAGAGUUAGGGAGGAUGGGUCCAAUCAGUUCAUAGUAGACGAGGUCUAUGUCACACAGCACUAUCCACCAAAUGAAAACAGAGGAAGUGCCUAUGAUCCAGACAAUACAUACCGUGUCAAUGUCAGCCUCCUUAGACAAAUCCAAAGUCUACCAACCAUUGACCAAAAUGACAUUCCACGUAUAUAUAAUGUAGAGAUCAACCACAACAGUAUGCAAGAACUGGAAAACAUCUGGGGACAAACACCUGGUCUGGCACUUCUUCUGGCUAUUGUAUUGUACUUUACACGUCCCAAAACCUUAUUUAUUAAAGAGCAAGCGUUUUGUUUAACAUUUCAACCCCAGAGUGACAAACUCAAAGGCCAUGGUGCGCGGGCAGUUGAAACCCAAAGUGUCAUGGAGGAUAAGGAUAAUGCAUUGAUUAAGCUUAGUGUGAAAACCACAAAUAGAGGAAAAGCCAGGAUCAUCUGGAGUGGGAUCCCCAAGAGGCUAUUAGACCGGGGUUUAAUGGUGGUUCUUCAUAGGAACAAUAACAGUGACAGUAAGAGCGAGCUGGACAGAUCAUCAGUCGGGGGCCAAGCCUCUGGGAGCUAUAACACCUCAGUACCCCUUAACCCUGGUCUCCAGGUCCGGCUCCAUAAGGAGGUAAAAUCAUGGUGGAAUUACUUGGGGUUUGGGUCCACUAUCGGAGAGGAGAUCUGGAGAGGUUCUGAGUUUCACGAUGCCAACAGAGAGAUUCCUGCUUAUAUUAAUGACUAUGACGCCAGUCUGCAGCUCUUCGUAAAGGAUGGAAAGGCCUGCGCUCGUCUGUAUGUAAAGAAAUCCUUCACUGCCUGGAAGAAAACGUUUCAUAACUCCUGGGUUGGGUUCUACUCUUCUGAAGGCACCCUGGAUUAUAACACCUGGCAAUGGGCUGUAAAGUUCUCUGAGGAAAAAGGCUCACAUCAGGCUGAUAUACCUGGGUAUGACGUCUAUGUGUAUGAGUCUAGUAUGACCAUGUCUCCUGGGGUCCAGGUCAGAUUCAUGCUGGAGAAAUCUGGGGGUGAAAAGGCACGCACUCCACCCUGGGAGAGACUUGUCCAGUGGCCGGUGGUGGCUGGUCCCCUGCAGGAAGGUGAGGUGCCGGAGGUCCCUCCGCCCCCUCUGGACAUCGAGGGGUCCCCAGCGUACACUGUACGUUCUAUUAUGGACUCUAGACGCCGGGUGAGGGGCCUGCAGUAGUGUGGGGUAGUGUCACGACUCCCACCGUCGCCGGUCUACUAGCCGUCACCAAUCCUCUUUUCCUUUUUUGUUUGUUUGGUCUCAUUUGUUGCACCUGUCUCUUAUUUUGAUUAGUGUCUAUUUAAGCCUGUUAGGCCCGUCUAUUUUUGUGCGGGAUGUUUUUCUGUUAGUCAGGUUGUGCGUGUUGUGAUCCUGCCCGUUUGUGCCCUGUGUUGGGUUGGGCUAUUUUCUGUCGAUUUUUCACCCGUUGUUUUGGGCGUUCGUUUUGGGAAUCCUAAUAAAGUCGGUUUCCCCAGUA
This is a messenger RNA of Oncorhynchus nerka (sockeye salmon), 2075 nucleotides long. RefSeq lists its product as uncharacterized. The transcript is spliced from 3 exons. NCBI's taxonomy places the organism in Eukaryota, Metazoa, Chordata, Actinopteri, Salmoniformes, Salmonidae. The coding region runs from base 158 to 1777 and encodes 539 amino acids. The record is from RefSeq and is a predicted model, not a curated record.